UCGUCCUGCUAACGAGCCUCGAAAGAGGCGCCUAUCGAGGGAUUAGGUCUCUGAGUCGACUUCUUUGAUUUCGCGCGAUACAUCUCGCCUGAUAAUCAGAUAUUUCGCUUUCUAUCGACAAGACAGUGAAAGUUAUUGAUUCACAUUGUGAAAUACAUUUCAGUGAUAUUCGCUGCUCUUUUUACCGCAAGGGAUAAUAUUUACAAGAAGCUUUAUUUAAAAAAAAAAAGCAAAAUGAAGGUGGGGUUAAUGAAGAAAUUUCACUGUUCCACUUUGAAACAAGGCACAGUGCUUAUAGCUGUGUGUCAAUUGUUUAUAUUCAUACCCGGUAUGACAGUAUUGGUUUUGGCAUUGGAGCAUGCCAUGGAGGUUGAAAAAAUGGUGGUCAGAGAUACAGAAGACGCUCUUGCGAGAGAAGCCCUGGAAGAUAUAUCAUCUAAUCAUCUUAACAUCAAAAAAAUGGAUGUGGCGUAUCACAAUGCUACUGAAAUGGUUUAUACGAUAUAUUGCGGAUUGAGCAUUAUAAUGGUCCAUUGUGGCUCCACUAUUUUGCUCCUACACGGCGCGCUAACGAACAAACGCCACCUUAUGGCGCCGUGGUUGAUGGUCACGAUGACGAUAAUAUCAGCGUUGACGCUAUCCUUGUUCUUGGUAGAACAAGACUGUCCCUUUAUUGCUGCUCUUGGCGGCAAAGCAGGCAUUUACGAACGUAUAUUAGUUCUCUGGCUCAUAUUCUUAAGCUCUUACUUGUGGUUCGUGGUCUACAGCACUUAUAAGAGCCUUGAGACGAAAAAGGGACUAACUCACGUACUUCACGGUGUGAAGAAACAGCCCAUAGCAUCAAUGCCGUUCAAAUCGCCUGUACCAGUCGUACAAAUAUCGAAAGCUGUUCAAACAUGCGCAAAUAAGCCGUUCGAGGUUUAAAGAUACUCCGUGGGUGUAAGAGUAACUACGGAAAAUCGGAUUUAUUCAUUACAACGGACAAACUAGUAGAAGUUGAACAUGUCUUUUUCGAGAAAAAGAACGGAAGGUUUAACGAUGAUAAAGAUGGUAAUUUCAUGUUGGAAAAACACUGUGCAUGUUGUAUAACAUGGCGAAGACGUUUCACUUUACAAAGCUCAAAAACAAUUAGCAGUACAAAAAGCUUGCUUCAUACACUACGUAUGUUAUUUCUUGCUCAUGCAUUACAAUUACUUGUUGAUAAUUCGCGUUGUGCAAUAACGAUACUUUGAAACUACACUUUGAACAACAACGCACAGACUUACAAUUAUUCUUAAAUCUGUAAUGAUAAAAUUGCAUAUCGGAAUGCGACGGCGCAUCAUACAUUGUAAUAUAUUUUUCAAUUCGUUUGCUAUCACGAUAAACAUAAAAUCAUUUAAAUUAACAACGACGCUACAUUCAACCGUUUCGGUUACAAUUUUCGUAUAGGCGACGGAAUUAUUCUCCUUCUGUAAGACUGAAUCUUAAUUGUUAGAACAUUCCAAGGUAAUCCAUAAAU
Molecule: messenger RNA, 1498 nt
Organism: Colletes gigas
Lineage: Eukaryota; Metazoa; Arthropoda; Insecta; Hymenoptera; Colletidae
Exons: 7
Coding region: 235-924 (229 amino acids)
Source: RefSeq, a predicted model, not a curated record